AUGGCCUUAGGAAGUGCUUCCCGCGAUAACCAUGUCCGAGCUAUUGUCAUGGUUGGCGGUACGCUAAAGAGUGCCGACGGGUUUUCUCCCGCGAUCGAAGCCGAGUUUGCUAUUGCUGGUCAAAAUUUCCUGCAUGCCGACUCGGAUGGGGCGCACAACAGGCCAGAUGCCCACAGUAUUCUCAGGUAUGUUUAG
Messenger RNA from Penicillium angulare, 195 nucleotides. RefSeq lists its product as uncharacterized. The record is from RefSeq and is a predicted model, not a curated record. The transcript is spliced from 2 exons. Bases 1 to 195 code for a protein of 64 amino acids. Lineage: Eukaryota; Fungi; Ascomycota; Eurotiomycetes; Eurotiales; Aspergillaceae.